Molecule: messenger RNA, 933 nt
Organism: Aphanomyces astaci
Lineage: Eukaryota; Oomycota; Saprolegniomycetes; Saprolegniales; Verrucalvaceae
Exons: 1
Coding region: 1-933 (310 amino acids)
Molecular function (GO): metal ion binding
Source: RefSeq, a predicted model, not a curated record
AUGAGCGAUGACGGCAAUUGCGGCGACGGUGGAGUGGCCUUCGAUCAUGACGAUGCCUGGAAUGUAGAUGACGCUGAGCGAGGUGAUGCCAUCACGCCCCAUGAAAUUCACGUACGUGAAGUCAUUGCUCGUGAGCUGGAAGACGACGUGUUCAAGGCCGAAGAAGGUGAUGGCACGUACGACAUUCUCGACGGUAGCAUUUCCAAUGGUGCCAGCGAAGAGUACACAAUUGUGCAAGGCAAGUGUCCUAUCUGCCUAAAGCAGUUGACCGAUGGGGUGCUGAUCAAAGGCUGCUUGCACGAAUUCUGCUUUGAGUGCAUCUUGAUAUGGUCGAAGCAUGUCGCCCGUCGAGGUGCGUUGCCAUUGAAAUGCCCUGUGUGUCGAACCCCGUACGAAGCCGUGCUGGCGAACCUUCGCUCUGCCUACGACUACGACACUGUGAAUGUCUUGCAUGCUGCUUCGUCGACAUCCUUGCCCCAUGGCGUGAACUCGGCGCGGCGGAAGCGGUGUCUGGUCUACCGCCGACGGCACACGCAUGAGUCGUUGCCUUCCCUGUGGAGUCCCAUCCGAAAAACCAACGACCAAGCAAAAACGUGGAUCGACAGGGAACUGCAUGUCCUUAUGGGUGACGACGCCGAUACGUCGUUGCUCCUCCACAUUGUGUUUACGUAUGUCGACCUCGCGCGGCAGCAUCAGGACAACCGACCCAUGCCACCCUUGAAGCGUGCUCGAACAACUUCUUCUGAAACGGCACUCCAUCCCUUCGUCACCCUCCGCGACGCGUUGCGGGACUUUCUGCACGAUGAUGCCGACUUGUUUGUGCAUGAAGUCGCCAAGUUCAUGGCCAGUCGGCUCAAUAUGACCGCGUACGACAAGAACGAUGACUAUUCGAAUGGUUGUCCUGCUGUGAGUGAUGGAGGACGACGACAGUAG